Molecule: messenger RNA, 1236 nt
Organism: Ipomoea triloba (trilobed morning glory)
Lineage: Eukaryota; Viridiplantae; Streptophyta; Magnoliopsida; Solanales; Convolvulaceae
Exons: 5
Coding region: 1-1236 (411 amino acids)
Source: RefSeq, a predicted model, not a curated record
AUGAAGCAAGUUCACACCAGAUUUGAGGAAUUGCGUAUGAAAGACGAACAAACCAUAGUCGAAUUUAACGCUAGGGUUCAAGAAUUGAAGAAUGAAGCUGCUGUAUUAGGCGAACCCUUCUCAUCAGACAAACUAGUCAGAAAAAUCCUGCGAUCCCUACCUAUACGGUUCAGGAUGAAAGUUACUGCUAUUCAAGAAAACAACAACAAAAAGGGCAAGAAUGUAGCCUUCAUUGCUGAACGAUGUGAUUUAAAAGAGGAAAUUGAAGAUCUGGAUGAUGAGACUAUUGUGAUGAUUACCAGAAAUUUCUCAAAGAUUUUGAAACAGAUCAAUCGAAAAAACAAAGGAGUCAAUCAGGUCAGACGAGUAAUCAAUCGCAUUCCAAUCAAUGGCAAGCAUCUGAAAAUAAGAACAAGAAUAACUGAAUGUGAGGGCUUUGGUCACAUUCAUGUUGAAUGUGAAACAUAUCUUAAGAGAAAGAAAUCCAUAAAGGCAACAACCUGGAGUGACAAAGAAUGCUCAGAGGAGGCGCAAGAGGACAAUGAAGAAAUCUCAGGAAAUUUUGUUGCAUUUACAGUAGCUCUAUCUGAACCUCAUCCUGAACUAGAAAAUGAUUCAGAUCAUGAUGAAGUUGAAAAAUUACUUUAUGAAGAACUUGAACAAUCAUAUGUACAACUGUACAAAAAAUGGGACAUCUUGCUGAAAUCACACAUCACUGCUACUGCCAAGAACGGAAUUACUGCAUUUGUUCCAACUAGUGUAGGACAUGGGACAAAUAUAAAAUUUAAGCAGGGGACUCAAAGAAAGUACACACCUGCAAAGUGGUACUUUGACAGUGGAUGCUCACGCCAUAUGACUGGAAACAAGAAAUAUUUGAAAGAUAUAAUUCCUUAUACAGGACAGGUGACUUUUGGUGAUGGAAUAAAAGGUGAUAUUAAAGGAAUUGGAAUUCUUAACGUAGCAGGUCUACCCUCUCUGAAUAAGGUGCUGCUUGUACGUGGUCUUAAAGCAACUUUGAUAAGCAUCAGUCAACUGUGUGAUCAAAAACUCAAUGUGGGAUUUACAAAAGACCGAUAUAUUGUCAAAGACCAGCAGAACAAGAUGAUCAUGGAAGGUCAAGAAGUUCAUGAGCUGGGAUUUCAGAUAUUCCCAACCAUUGGAGAGCAAACUGUUCUUUUGUCUCCAUUUCUGCUGCCUGUGCUAUCAGUUGGUGAAAUGGACCUGUUCUCCAAUUAA